Dromaius novaehollandiae (emu) is the source of this 4102-nucleotide messenger RNA. RefSeq names its product prosaposin. The transcript is spliced from 14 exons. Gene Ontology annotation, cellular component: lysosome. NCBI's taxonomy places the organism in Eukaryota, Metazoa, Chordata, Aves, Casuariiformes, Dromaiidae. Bases 14 to 1639 code for a protein of 541 amino acids. The record is from RefSeq and is a predicted model, not a curated record. Gene Ontology annotation, biological process: sphingolipid metabolic process; prostate gland growth; epithelial cell differentiation involved in prostate gland development.
GGAGGAAGCGCGCAUGCGCAGUGCCGCCCGGCGCAGGCUUUAUAUAGCGGGGGAUCAGCUGACGCGCCGCAUUGCAGACGGGGCUCGGGGGACCAUGGCGCUACGGCUGCUUUGUCUCCUCGGGCUCCUGGCGGCCGCUGUGGCAAGCCCCCUUUUGUGGCAGGAGGAUUGUGUGAAGGGUCCUGAGGUGUGGUGUCGUAGCCUUCGGACAGCGUCACAAUGUGGAGCUGUGAAACACUGUCAGCAGGCUGUUUGGAGCAAGCCUACUGUAAACAGUAUCCCCUGUGACUUGUGUAAAGAGCUUGUAACAGUGGCUGGCAAGGUUUUGAAGGACAAUGGCACAGAGGAUGAGAUCCGCUCCUACUUGGAAAAAACAUGCGAAUUUCUUCCUGACCAAGGCCUUGUCUCUGAGUGCAAAGAAAUCGUGGAUUCUUACCUACCAGUUAUCAUGGAUAUGAUCAAAGAAGAGCUAGAUAAACCUGAAGUAGUAUGCAGUGCCCUUUCGUUGUGCCAAUCCCUUCAGAAGCACCUUGCAGCAAUGAAACUUCAGAAACAGCUCCAGUCCAACAAGAUACCUGAGCUGGACUUCUCUGAACUGGCAUCUCCAUUGAUGGCUAAUGUGCCUCUUCUCCUUUACCCUCAGGACAAAACCAAGCAAGAGUCCAAGGGGACUGGGGACGUAUGCAAAGACUGCAUUCAGCUAGUGACCGAUCUUCAAGAAGCUGUGCGGACAAACUCAUCUUUUGUGAAGUCAUUAGUGGCUCAUGCCAAGGAUGAGUGUGACCGUCUAGGACCUGGAAUGUCUGAUAUGUGCAAGAGUUACAUCUCUGAAUAUUCUGACUUGGCUAUCCAAAUGAUGAUGCACAUGCAACCAAAGGACAUCUGUGCCAUGGUUGGGUUCUGUGCUUCCUUGAAAUCUGUUCCUCUUCAGAAGCUAGUGCCAGCUCAAGUGGUUCAUGAAGUAAAAAUGGAAACUGUGGAGAAAACAUCGGUUCAAGAGAAAACAUUUUCUGUGUGUGAAAUAUGCGAGACCAUGGUGAAGGAAGUGACUGGCCUGUUGGAGAGCAACAAGACAGAGGAGGAGAUUGUACGCGAAAUGGAGGUGGUCUGUUACCUCUUCCCAGCAAGUGUCAAAGAACAAUGCAAAGACUUCAUAGAAGUCUAUGGCCAGGCUGUGAUUGACAUGCUUUUGGAAGCAACAAAUCCUGAAACUGUGUGUGUUCUGCUGAAGUGUUGUGCAACCAACAAGCCUCCUCAGCCAGUUUUAGUGAAACCUGCAGGUGGCUUCUGUGAUGUCUGCAAGAUGGUAGUAGCUUAUGCAGACAAAGAACUAGAGAAGAAUGCCACAACAGCUGAAAUUGAGGCUUUAUUGGAAAAAGUCUGUCACUUCCUACCAGAAUCUGUCAGUGACCAGUGUGUUCAGUUUGUGGACCAAUAUGAACCAGUGGUUGUGCAACUCCUGGCACAGAUGAUGGAUCCCACUUUUGUUUGCACUAAACUAGGAGUCUGUGCAUCAGCUAAACAGCCUCUUCUAGGGGAUGAUGCUUGUGUCUGGGGUCCAGGUUACUGGUGUAAGAACAUGGAGACUGCUGCUCAGUGCAAUGCUGUUGAUCACUGCAAACGUCAUGUGUGGAACUAGAAGAAGUAUUUCCAGUUCUGAAAGUUUGCUGUGACGCCUGAAAACGUGGGCUGAGGCUGGUGGAGAGCUGCACCUCCAACAUCCCUCCUCUGCCUCAUUAACAAUUUGACCUUCAAGUUCCUUUAUUGUAACUUUUCUGUAGCAGUGCUGCUGUUGAAGGAUCAGAUCUUCAUUGUUCACUUAAAGAUAUUUCUGAUUGUACAGUUUAACUCAUUAUGCUCCUAAAAAUAGUCAGUGUUGUAGAUCUUAAUCGGUAGGCUGAAGUGUUUUUAGGUGCUGAGAAUGGCAGAGAAGGUGAAAUGAGACAAGGCUAUUAUCUUUUAAUUAAAGAACAAGACAGUGACUAAAUUUUCAAGUGUCUUUCUGUAGUCAGCAUUUGGAAGAUUACAUGCUUUGCAUUUUUAACAUCUGCCUGGAAUAUUAACUUUCUGUGUAACUGUAGGGGAACUCUAAGGGGUAAUGUUGAGUCCCUGACUCCCUUUGGCUGGAAUUCUCAAAGCUUUACAAAUGUAGGAGGGGACCUUGUGCGCCCAGCAACUUUCAAAGUAACAGGUACAUAAAGUACACUUGCAUUUGAGUGACCACACUUAGGACUUGGGGUGGUGGUGUAGCUAAGGAAACCCUCAGUCAACAUUUGGAUCAUGUCUUUUUUUUCUUUCCUUGGGCCAGUUGGUUGAAACAUGGGUGUUCCACUGUCGGGCCCUGUAGAGACUUGUGGGGUGUGUUGACAUAAUUAGGGAAUGGCUCCCUUUUGUCUUGUAGUGGCUCAAUUCUGCUUAGUCUUGCAGCUUCCUACAUGCAGCCAGCCUGGUGCUAGGGAAGUAGAAAGGGCUGGUUGAUAAAAGAUGAAGGGGGAAAAAAAGGCACUAGGGUCUAUGCUUAUGUCAAAAUGAGUUCAGUAUAAAAGGCAGUAUGCAUGGAAAAUGGCUUUAUUGUAAACUGCCAUUUCUUUCCUUGCUUUGUUUUUCUGUCAUAGCGUAUUUCAGUCCUAAAACUUCAGAGGAGCUAUGAGGUUUGCUAGCAGGUUCCAUUACUGCGAUCCAUUCAAACUGACACUCAUGCUUUUGAAUAGUUUAAAGUGUAACUUUUUUUCCAGAGUUUCCAAGCAGUAAUGGGAAUGCUCUGAGUCACCAUCAGCAGUCUCUGCUGGCUAAUGUACUGUAGUAGGUGCUUGACAGCUUUAUUGGACUACCUGGCAACCCACCUUUACACACAUGCAGUAGAAAGCAUCCCACUAAAAUGGCCCUAGCUUCUACUAUCUGUGGUGCACAGAUUCUCCAUCUUAGAGUUGUGACUCUUCCCAUACUAGAACCUUUUACUGUACAAACUUGGCUAUUGAAGUAGUGGAAAGAUGCCCAGAAAUCCAAGGUUUACAUAAGCCUAGCAAAGUGAGGUCUUGAACUGUCUGCAGUUCCUGAGCACAUCCUCAUGCCUGUGCAUUGCUGAGCGUAGAACAAGAAGCCCAAGUACAGAAGACUGCUACCUGGGGAACAAGUCAGGCCCUUGAGGGUAGGGGAGGGCAGUAAGGAUCAUGCUUCUGUGACUUCCCAUGGACUGUGUAGCCCUUACCAGUAGGAAGUGUGUAAUUCUGGUUUAGUUGACCCCCAAAAUGCAGGCCCCGAAGUAGCUCUGAAAGACCUUUGGAGAGGACACAGUGGGCAGAGGUGGAGCUUUGAAAAUUCCAGUCCCAUUCAGAAAGGUGCCAGCAAUUGCUUCUAACUGUGGUGUCUUGGGUGAGGCAGGAGCUCUAGUAAUAAUGCUUUAGGAACAAGCAAACUAAUUUUCAUGGAGUUUAACUGAAAACCACUCAAUUGCAGCUUUUUGUUACUUGUACAUACUAAAUGUCUGGGCAAUGUUGACAGAUAUCGAUACUGAUUUGUCUUUUCUGUUUGUAUUUGUACAGAACUCUGAACUGCUUGUUGCUUUUAAAAAAAAAAAAUCCCUAAAGAUGUAAAAUCUGAAGCUUUCUGUCUUGGCUGGCUUGUGCGGUGAUUCCAGUGGUGUGUAUCCUAAUUGGGGUAGAUAUGCUAGACAGGCAGUGGGCUCUCUUUAGCAUUGUUGCCCUAGAGGUACAGGUUGUGUUACACCACACCAGGAAGGCCAUGGUCUUCAGUCUUUUAAACUGGAUGGCAUUCUUUAAUGUGGGUUUGUGGGGUGGGGGGUGGAAUUGACCCUUGCUCUUACAGGCUGGCAAAGUUUUAAUUGUCUUGGUUUUUAGCAUUGAAUAACUCCUGUUAGCAGCCUUCAGGGCAAGAUGAAUUGGGGAAGCUGUAUGCUGAUGCAAGGAAAUCUCUUUGGUUUUCUCACUUCCUGUGGAAUGUUGCACCUGACCUGCUUGAGUAAUGUGUGUUGGGGGGGGGGAAAUGUGGUUGCUUUAUAAAGAACAUUGUCUUGAUUUUUUUUUUUGUUGUUUUUUUGCACAAAGGCUUCUUUAAUGAACAAUAAACUUCUGUAAACCAGUAA